CAAGGAGGCGGACAAAGAGGCCUGCGCCUCCUGGCUCUCCUUCAGUUUUCGUCUUAGACUUUGGAUUAUUAACCAUGUCAGGACUAUUCGAGCAGAUCAAGCUGCUUUAUGAUCAGGCACUUUAUUGUAAUGUGAUCUCUCUGACGAACUUGGUGCUUUCUCUCAGCGAACACAAUGCUGAUUUGCUACCUGGUUACAGCAAGUUUCAUGUAUACGUUUAUUACGCAGAUGCUCACUUUCAUCUGAGCAAAUAUCGCAGAGCAGAGACUCUCUACAAGAAGGCUCUGCAGUUCCGUAAGUGUCUGUUAAAAUCCAAAGGUACAGGGAAACCUUUAUUGGAUGGACAGAAGGAUCUGCCAUCGGAUGUCAAUAUCAAAUAUCAAAUUCACUUAUGUCUAGUCAAGUCCAAGAAUUUGCAAGAAGCUUUGCAAGUGCUACAGAGCAUUCCUGGCAAGCAGCGUACUGCCAAAGUAAACAUGGCACUAGCCAAGAUGUUUCACGAGCAAGGAAUGGAACGAUCUGCUAUUACCACAUACAAAGAAGUGUUGAAAGAAUGUCCAUUGGCUUUAGAAGCAGCCGAAGGUCUUCUUUCUUUAGGAGUAAAGGGUGUGGAGGUCAAUUCUCUGAUCGUCGGCUCCAUCUCGAAUUCGAUGAAUUUGGAAUGGCUUAAUACGUGGAUCAAGGCUCAUGCACAUAUUCAUAAUAGAGAAUACACUCAUGCCGUGAGCACUCUGAGAUCAUUGGACAAUGUUGUUUUGCUUAGGGAUAAUUUCAAUCUAUUGACUAUCAUGGGCGAGUGUUAUUAUUAUGCGGGUGAUGAUAAGAAUGCUCUGUUGUGUCUAAGGCGAGCUCGCGUUAUUGAACCAGAUAUAACAAAAGGGGUGGACAUGUAUGCUGCAGUUCUAUACAAAAUGCACCAUAUCAAAGAAUUGGAACGGCUGAUACCAGCGAUAACUGCUAACAACGAAUGUACCGGCGAAAUUUACGUAGCAAUGGCAUAUUCCCUGUUUGCCGCUAGAAAGUUCAGCAGAGCAAAUACUCUUACUGCUCAGGCAUUAAAUCUGAAUCCUAAUGACAUAGAGGCCACUAUAUUACGGGGUAAUCUUCUUAUCGAGCAAAAAAAGUAUCAGGACGCUUUGUUCUUUUUUAGACACGCCGUGCAAUUGAAACCAUAUAGAUAUGAACCACAUAAAGGUUUAGUAGAUUGUCUUGUUGGGAUGCAUAGGUUGCGAGAAGCUCUGAAUAUCGCCAGCAGCUCUUGCAAACAACUUGGACACACUACAAGAGUUCUAACAUUAUAUGCAUCCGUCUUGAUGAAAGAUCCUGUGUCAGUGAGCAAAGCUAAGAACCUUCUCGAAAAAGCUUUAUCUCAAGAUGAAGUCUACUUACCUGCAGUGUAUUUACUCGCGGAGAUAUAUGAACAGGAAAUGAAUUUGGAAGCAGCCAUCGAACUACUCGAGAGACAGGUGGAGAUUCACUCUACCUGUAAGCUCCAUCAAACUUUGGGAGACUUAUGGGCAAGAAUGCACAAUGAAGAGAAGGCUCUAGAUCAUUAUGUGAUAGCUUUAAACUUGGAUCCAAACAACAGGAGAGCUAUAGAGGGAAUGCACAGAUUAGACAAUUCUUCUAGUAAAUUGGAUUCCGCUUAUUAUAUGACCGUUGGUGAGGAACAGGCUGAUACAACUUAUGAUGUCGGUGAUGGUCUGCCGGAUACAGAUAACGAUGAGGCACCCGAGGAGAGCGAGACUGAAGCCAUUUGGUCGGACAUGGACUUGGAAGCUAAUAGUCAAUAAUCAUUCUUGUUAUAGAAACGAAUAGCCAGUGAAAAUUGAUCGAAAUUUUGGCUUCUAAACUAAGUCCAUUA
Molecule: messenger RNA, 1864 nt
Organism: Atta colombica
Lineage: Eukaryota; Metazoa; Arthropoda; Insecta; Hymenoptera; Formicidae
Gene: APC7
Product: anaphase-promoting complex subunit 7
Exons: 5
Coding region: 75-1793 (572 amino acids)
Biological process (GO): cell division
Molecular function (GO): protein binding
Source: RefSeq, a predicted model, not a curated record